Molecule: messenger RNA, 3315 nt
Organism: Symbiodinium pilosum
Lineage: Eukaryota; Dinophyceae; Suessiales; Symbiodiniaceae
Source: the annotation of a GenBank genome assembly
AUGGAUCCAAGUGGUCGCUGGGCGGACCUGGCGGCGACAAGGCACCCAGGGACCCAGAACGUCAGAACGUGGCUAGCGGUUCGGCACGAAAGCCUUCCGCAAUGGUGGUAUGUAGGAUCAUCUUUGGAGUUUCGCACGAACAAGGGUAAGAUCUUCCGCCAUGUGGCUGGCUGGGGCAGUGGCGAGGAGGAAGACAUGGUGUGCUUCAAGUCAAAGCCUGGCAAAUGCAUUGCUCGGUUGCAUCUGCAUGAUGGCGAGCUCCGAGGCAUUGUCGAAGAUGACUGCCACGUGCCAGAGGGCACGGAGCUGGAGAUGUUCAUGGCUUACUGGACCCAACCGCAGGAGAAUGAAGCCAGCGGGGUGCGAGAGGUUCACUGCCCGAAGGGGCACAUUAUGCGACAGGACUGGUCAAGGACUGGUCACAUUUGCGAUGAAUGUUCCCGUCGUGGCACGGCUGCCCGCUGUGGGGGAGGUUGUGACUACGACUUGUGUGAGAUCUGCUACAAGCACCAUGCGCAGGGCUGGGCCUCUGCUGUCCAAAAGAGGCAUCUGCCGGAUGGUGCAGGCAACUGCAAGGUCUCGUUCAACAGGACCGGGCAUGCGCUGCCCCAGCUCGGCACUUGGAAUGAAGUUUGGUCGCCUCCAGAUGCUCGCAGCUGCAGAUGCGGGCGAGUUCAACGUCAGCAAGUGGACGACGAAGAGCUCAUCGGUCAAGGGGAUGUUGGCCUGGCUGAGAAGGAUGCCCGAAGACAACGACCGGACCUUUGGUGUGGCGAGUGCUGUCCCUGUUGGAUUGGCGGAGGCCACAUGAAGGGGCAAGAGGCCGCGGGUGUUGAAAGCUGGCGGAGUCUUCGGAAGAGCGAGCUGCAGCAGCUGCAGCUCGACCUCGGCGAGGAGAACCUGUCACAAACCGAGACGCAGGAGGAGGAUGUAGAUCUCCAGCAGCCAACACUUGAAGCUUUGACACGCUUGGUGCUUCAGGAGGGAGCGGGAAAAGCGAAAGAAGACCCAGAAGACAUUGAAAACUGUGGCGUUGCGCUUACAGCAGCUACAAAGCAGGCCUCCUUUGUGGGAAGCUGUGCUGUUUGUGUUGGCAACUUUGGUUUGGUGGUUGCAUGUCUAGGUGCCUAUGUGGCUCCUGGAGCCUCUGUCAUUGGGCGGUUCUGCUUCGCUGUUUGCUGGGGCAGGUUGCUGAAUCGGGUUUAUCUCAGCACAGCAGAAGUCGCCGGACAGCGACGACAAGACGACAAGCAGGGCGAGACAGGGGCCGAUGAUGAGAUCGAGUGGCUCAUGGGCUGUCGCUGGUUGCAAUUGGUGCUUUGCACGAGCUGGGGAUUCGUGCCUGCUAGCGGCACAGCCAGUUUGAUCCCCGAGUUGAUAAAGGCCGCUGAGCGUCGUUUCGCCAUAGAGAGGCAUUGCCUUGCAGCUGACAUCCGUGAUGGGGAGUAUGGAUUCUACCGCAAAAUCCGUUACGUGGCAAACAAGGAACGGUUUGCGAAGGAGUUAUUCCCCUUUGACGAGACCUUGAAUCAGUCGGCUGUUGCAUCGUCAUACGGUUCAAAGCUUAGACGGUCAGCUUGUGACGCAUGGCAGCCAGUUCUGGUCUCAGGUGGAGCGGGAAUCGCAUUUCCUGCAUUUCUUGUGCUCCUGGACAUUUGGAUGCUCAGGGCGCCUUCCACUGGCGCCAGGCGCUCAGUGAUCUUGGGCCUGAUGCUGGCUGCAGUGGUGCAGGGUGUGGCCAUGCGCAACAAGCAGAACUACGAGAUGCGAGCUGCGAUGUUUGAGCAUCUACUCGCACAAGACCAGGCUCUUUAUGAUACAUUGCGCCAGCGCGAUCUGGUGCGAAAAGUGGAAUUGCGGGCACUCAGCGAGGUCACUGAGUGGGUCUGGGGGAUGACUGCAGAUACUGUGAAGCUUAUCACACAGAUGGUUUUCCUCUUUGCAAUUUCGCCCCUGAUGACGCUGACUUAUACAGUUUUACUGCCCACAAUGGAGCAGGCCAUCCGAAGGUGCUGGGAGGGAAGCCUCCGAGCGCAGCUUCGCAGAGAAGACGGCUUGCAUGCCACGUCGUCCAACGUGGUGCAUGAAGCUGUCUCUAUGAUCAAGACUGUGAAGUGCUUCAGCAGAGAGGACAAGCACAUUGCAUUGGUUUCGCUGGCAGCCAAGGAUGUGAUGAAGGACGUCUCCCUAGAUGGAAGCCACUGGUCCUCGAGGCUACGUGGAUUCAAGCAUGGAGUUGCACGCCUGCUUCCAGACAUCUCGCAGCGCGGUGUUUAUUGCUUUUGCUUGUGGUGUGGCUUGGUGUGGAUGGAGCGCGACUUUUCGGCUGGCGACAUGACUGCGUACUUGCUCUUGAUUCAGCAGGUAGGUGGCCUCGUGCAGCGCGUGCGCCACCAGUUCCUAGAGUUACAGCGCCGUCAUGACCUUCUGCUAGACCACUUUGAGUUCAUGGACCGCAUGCCGCAAGUCGUGUCCGGUACGCACACGGCUGAGGUUGGUGGAGACAUUGAGUUCCGCGAAGUGGAGUUUGCAUACCCCGCGCGCCCUGAUGUUCAAGUUCUGAGGGGAGUUAGCUUCCAAAUGGUUCGUGGCCAGAUGACCGCUCUGGUUGGGGCAUCUGGCAGCGGGAAGAGCACAAUUGCCAGCUUGGUUUUCCGUCAUUAUGACCCACUGGUUGGUGAAAUCUUCAUUGAUGGGGUGACUCUUCCUGACUGGGAUACAUGCGCGCUCCACUCGCAGAUGGCCUUGGUAGCGCAGCAGCCUUUGCUCUUUGACACGAGCAUCCGCAACAAUCUUACCUAUGGUUGCCGAAGGGAUGUCCCUGAUGAAGAGAUUGAGGCAGCUGCUCGCAUGGCUUCAGCCCAUGAUUUUAUACUUGGCUUCCCGGCCGGCUACGACACUUACGUAGGAGAUCAAGGUGCUCAUAUCUCUGGUGGCCAGAAGCAGCGGCUCAGCAUUGCAAGAGCCGUGAUUCUGAAGCCGCAGAUUUUGGUGCUCGACGAGGCCACUAGCGCUCUCGAUGCAGAAGCUGAAGGGGCUGUACAGGAUGCGCUCGACACGGUCAUGGUCGGAAGAACCACGUUGGUCAUUGCGCACCGCCUCAGUACGAUUCGCAAUGCUCACAGCAUCGUUUGCAUGCGAGAUGGGCAGAUCGUGGAGCGUGGUUCUCCCAAGGAGCUUCUGGCCCGACAGGGAUACUACUGGAGCCUGGUGCGCCGCCAGGUUUGCACUCUUGAUGACCUCUCCGAGUUUAACUUAGCAUUGGAUCAACAUCCUGCAACCCAGACCGAGGUGAACCCGGAAAAGGCAGACAAA